Messenger RNA from Seminavis robusta, 1959 nucleotides. The record is from the annotation of a GenBank genome assembly. Lineage: Eukaryota; Bacillariophyta; Bacillariophyceae; Naviculales; Naviculaceae.
GCUUCUGAAAGUUUCGACAGCACGGAGUUUGCGGUUGGCUUGGUGGUCUGCAACCUGCAUCUGAUGUGACUACAGCACUUGUUUUGGCUUGGUAAAGUUGCUACAGCAAUACGUUGUGGUCAUAAAAACAAAUCAACAACAACAACAACACAACAACAAUAAAUCAACAACAAAUCAACAAUCAAUCAAUCAAUCAAUCAACAUGUCAAACCCAGCAGCCAUCAAGAUUCUCAAGAGCACCACUUGGUUUUCCAAAUGCAGUGAUGACUUGGUCCAAGCACUGGCCGCCAAGCUGGAGCUGGUGGAUGUCAGCGAAGGUCAUGUGUUUAUCUCGGAAGGUCUUCCUGUGGACAAGUUAAUGAUUCUCGAGUCGGGCAGCUUGUACCGUACCAAGAUGCAUGUGGUCGAUGAUGCGGAGGGCGGGGGGCAUCCUGGCCACAAGCGUAGAGCCACCCUCAGCCAGUCUUUGCGCAACAUGAAGGCUGCAGAAGUGAGCAGUGCCAUUAAAGAAAAUGCGGUUGUGGUAGAUAUUGUGGAAGGUCAUGGACGUGUCACAGGACUGUUGCACAUUGUCUCGGAGAAUUCCUAUGCCUUUGCCACUGUCACCAGUAAGACGCCCUCCAAAGUUUGGAUCAUGUACGCCGAGGAUUUUCGAGAAAUUUUGAGUUCCAAUCCAGUCUUUAUGUUUGAUAUCAUGGGAAACAUGGCCACCGAACUACGAACAGGCAGCAAAUCCUUGCGAGCUGUCAUGGGCCAACUCCGUAGUAAAGGUGUGGGAGGCGACGGAGAGAAUGAAAAAGAAACCUUGCGAGUAUUGUGCUAUGAUACUACCUCGUGGGUAUCGGAUGCAUUUCAGCCUGCCGUCAAGGCAUUUAAUGCAGAUCCUGAAAAUUCCUUUCAGAUGAUGAUAGACUUUACCACGGAACGAUUGGGGCCGCAGAGUGCAACGUACGCAGCAGGAUAUGAAGCGAUUUGUACCUUUGUCAAUGACACGGCCGAUGCUGGUACCAUCCAAACUCUCAGUCGUUUGGGGGUGAACAUGAUUGCCCAACGAGCGGCUGGGUUUGAUCGUGUGGAUACCAAAGCAGCACGAGCAUACGGAAUGACAGUGGCAAGAGUCCCCGCCUACAGUCCCUAUGCUGUUGCAGAGAUGGCCAUCGCAUUGCUCAUGGCCGUAAAUCGCAAAACAUCCAAAGCCAGCAAUCGAGUCAAAAUGGCCAACUUUUCUCUGGAUGCUGGUCUCCUUGGAGUUGAUAUUCACGGGAAGACAGUUGGUGUCAUGGGCACUGGAAAGAUUGGUCAAAUUCUUUGCAACAUCAUCUUGGGAUUUGGAGCCAAACUUAUCUGCUAUGAUGUCUUUCAAAAUGAAGAAGUCAAAAAGGCCGGUGGUGUUUACGUGACAAAGGAUGAAAUCUUUGCUCAGAGUGACAUUUUGUUCUUUAUGAUGCCCCUCUUGCCCGCUACACGACAUACUCUGAACAUGGAUGUCUUGCCCAAACUGAAAAAGGGCAUGAUGCUCAUCAACACAUCACGUGGUGGUCUGGUCGAUACCAAGGCCUUGUUGCAAGGACUCCGCACUGGUGUCAUUUCUGGGGUUGGAAUGGAUGUCUAUGAGAAUGAGCAAGAAUAUUUCUUCCAAGAUUGGUCUGCCAAGAGGAUUCAAGAUCCAGAUCUAACGGCACUGUUGGGUGAACCUGGGGUGGUUAUGACAGCCCAUCAGGCCUUCUUCACCAAGGAAGCUGUCAACAAGAUCACUCAGACGACUAUGGAGAACCUGAGAGACUUCAAACUGGGAAAGCGUGAAUUUGACCAUCCCAACAACUGUAUCCCCAAAGAUGAUUGAUUUGACAUGAUUGACGCAUAGAGAUCUUGCAGCAUUUUGUGCUCUCGAGACAACAAUACAGUGGAGCAGGGAAGAGGGUCCUGUGUAGAAUUAUUAAUGAUUAAAUCUGCUGUUAG